Dermacentor silvarum is the source of this 679-nucleotide messenger RNA. RefSeq lists its product as uncharacterized. The transcript is spliced from 2 exons. Bases 5 to 679 code for a protein of 224 amino acids. The record is from RefSeq and is a predicted model, not a curated record. NCBI's taxonomy places the organism in Eukaryota, Metazoa, Arthropoda, Arachnida, Ixodida, Ixodidae.
GGCCAUGCUGAGUCACGUACCGCCGCCCGUCGAGAUCCUGCAGUCCGGCCUGCCUUGGUACCAGCGCUUCUGCGCCUGCCGACGUCAGCGUGAGAGCGGUUCGCUGCUCAACGAGGCGCUGGCCAAGCCGGCCGCGGCCGGAACUGCGGGCUGCAGCACGUUGGACCGCCUCAAGACCAUCAGGUACAUCGAGCGCUACCCUUGCGUCGUGGGGGACGAGCGCAACCUGAGGAUUUGCCUGGAGAACCUGAGCAACGCCCUGAGCACCAACAGCCCCGAGGUGGUGGUCGCGUCGGCCGAUGCGCUCGCCUCGGUCCUGGAGAAGCACGGCUCCAAGAUGAACACCGCCAUGGUGGAGAGCGUGUUGAAGACGUCGUUCGACCAGCUGCUCUCGGCGCGCAUCAAGGUUCGAAACAGGUUCGUCGACGUGAUCGUGCUUCUGCUGAAGCAGCAUCCGGGUCACGCCUGCAGCAACCUGCUCUACUUGGCGCAGCAUUGCGACGAGCUGCAGACGGUGUGCGCCAUGGAAGCCUUCUGUCGCGUCAUUCAGACGCGCUACCUUAAGCUCCUCCCGCUCAAGUGCAUCUUUCACUACUUCACCAUUCACAUCGACAGCAGCGACCCGAGCGUGCGUUCGUACGCGACAAAAGGCGUGGCGCUGAUGGAUUUUUACUUUUGA